Messenger RNA from Prorocentrum cordatum, 1221 nucleotides. The record is from the annotation of a GenBank genome assembly. NCBI's taxonomy places the organism in Eukaryota, Dinophyceae, Prorocentrales, Prorocentraceae.
AGAGCCGCCUUGGCCACAGCUCUGGACGGUAGAGGUUGUGUGUGUGUGUGUGCCAUGCCCAGUGAUGCGUCGCUGGGCGCUGCAGACGCCGUGCCAGCAGCCAAGCGCGCCCGGCGCGGUUCCGAGCCAGCUCCUCCCCUGGACGGAGUCGCCGAGCAGACUCUGCCGAGACUCGGCCGCUGCCUCGUUGCCACUCGGCCGUUUGCGAAAGGCGAGCUCGUCCUGGAGGAGGAGGCCUUCCUGGCCGCCCCGGCGGCCCCGCAGGCGCCGCGCCUGGAGCUGCUGGCAGAGCGCCUGUGCAGCGCCGGGGGCCCCUCUGCCGGCUUCGGCGAGGCGGAGAUGCGCUGGGACCUGGCGCGGGCGCGCUCCCUGGUGGCCUUCCUGGAGGCCUGCCUGGCGCUGCCGGCGGCGGAGCGCGGCUGGCUGCGGGGCCACUUCGACCUGUCGCUCGAGGAGGGCGCCCCGCUCGGCGCCCUGGCGCGCGCCAGCGCCGAGGCGGUGCACGCCUCGGGCGCCUUCCGCGGGGCCGGCGCAGACCGCGCGGAGCUGGAGGAGCUGUGCCUGGCCAAGGUGGUCAACUGCCACGCCGGGCCCGUGGGCGGCGCCGCGCUUUACCGCGCCCUGAGCCGCCUGGCGCACAGCUGCGCCCCGAGCUGCGUCUACGCCCCCAGCCGCGCGGCGGGGGCCGCCUCCGUCGGCCGCCUGGUGGCCGCGCGCGACGUCUGGGAGGGGGAGCUGCUCACCAUCAGCUACGUACGCAGCGACGUGCUGUUGCGCCCGCGCGCGCACAGGCGUGCUGCGGUGUUCGCCGCGCGGGGCUUCCACUGCGGCUGCCCCGCGUGCGACGGCGCCGACCGCUGGCGCCCGGCCAGGUGCCCCUGCGGCUCCGCGGGGUGCGCCGCGGUGCAGGACCCGCAGGGCGCAUGGGCGUCGGCCUGCGACCGCAGCUUCGAGAAGGGCUGCCCCCUGGAGGUGGACCUGGAGACCGCGGAGGCGUGCUGGACCAGCGUGGUGGAGGUGCUGCAGGGCCAGCCCCUGGCGCUGCUGCCGGGCCGCUCGGGCAGCUCGUCGUCCUCGGGCUCCUCGGGCUGCUCGUCGGGCUCCGCGGGCUCGUCAGGCUCCGCGGGCUCGCGAGCGAGCGGCGGCGCGGGCUCCGCCUCUGCGGCCUCUUCGGGGGCAGCGCCAGGGGGGCAUGGGCUCAGGGAGGGGAUGUCGGAGGAG